Archocentrus centrarchus (flier cichlid) is the source of this 2988-nucleotide messenger RNA. RefSeq names its product paraneoplastic antigen Ma3 homolog. The transcript has 2 exons. Gene Ontology annotation, molecular function: nucleic acid binding; zinc ion binding. NCBI's taxonomy places the organism in Eukaryota, Metazoa, Chordata, Actinopteri, Cichliformes, Cichlidae. The record is from RefSeq and is a predicted model, not a curated record. The coding region runs from base 856 to 2517 and encodes 553 amino acids.
CUUGAAUGCAUCGUUCAGUGUAUGCGAUCCUACGCUGUUCGGCAGCCAAUCAGGAAUCACGCUCAGAAGCGUAGGGUGAAGUCGAGGAGCAAAUGGAGAAGGUAGCUACAUGCUGAAGGGAGAACAUCUCGGUUGAUAAAGUGAAGAGAAAGCCAGAAGCAAUUAGCUUACUUGCUGCAAGUUCAGGAGAGAGUGAUUCGGCAAAGGGAGACGAGUUACAGCAGCUGGUGUUGCCGUUCGCGUUGGGAGCUGUGGAUGCGCCGAAGCUAACAAACUCCAUUUGAAAUCCAGAGCAACGGUCAGGUUUUUUUGAGUGGACAAGAAAACCAGUCUUGAGGAUCCAGCGAGACUCCGAUCCAAUUCGAUGGCGAGCUAAAAGGACUUUGGAGAAAGACCCAGAUCCAGAGAAGGAAAGAGUCAAGUACACACAUAUACACAUACAGACCAUUCAGAUAGACUCAGCAUACCCAGUACACCUGCAACACGGGCUGUCUUUCCCAUAAGAGACUCAGACGGACAAUUUCCUUUUUCAUCCCUAGUGGGACUUGUGCACAAUUUUCUUUUUUUUGUUUUGGGGUUUUCAGUUAAUUGAUUGUAAGCCAUGGCAAAUUUUAUUUUUAUUAUGUAACAAUAUAAGAGUUGCUACUCAAUUUCAUCUCUGUGUUCGGCUCAUUAUUACUGCUUUAUUCCUUGGCUCCACGAACCAGGUUCUUCUGAUCUUAGGCCCACAGUUGUUCUAUCAGUUAUCUCACUAUUAAAUGUAAUCUGCUCUCGUAUCUCGGGAAGUUGGUUACAUAAGUGGCGAGCCAGCCAGGAGCCAUUUGAAUUUAGCAGCAAUACUGAGACGUGAUCAGUAUGGAUUUCAUACAGAAGUCUGGCGUCAAAAUUCCAAACGCAGUUAUUAUCAGCGGAGUCACUAAGGUGGCCAGCCAAGAUGAGCAGGUGAUCGACUUUCUGAAACAUUAUGGGAAGAUUGAGAGAUGCUUUUCUGUUGAUGAUUCAUUGUCUAAGUUCCACCAAAACCUGAUCGUUGAAUAUUCCAGUGGUUCAGCCAUAGAAGGUUUAGAGGCUCACUUACCUUAUAAAUACACCUCACAUGAUGACCCCACUGUUGUGUAUGAAAUCAGUGCACUCAGUAGCGUAUAUGCUGCCCAGGUUGGAAGUAAUGUCACAAAAACUUACUUAGCUGAACUUAAAGAACUAGCCAAGCUGAGUGGCAAAGACUAUAGUGAGGUGUUGAAGCAAACAAUGUCCCAGAUUGGGGAGGAUGUUGAAGCCAUUCAACCCGUAGCCGAAGAUUCUCCCCAUACACAUGUUGAGACCAUCACACUAUCUUCACCCACUAUUAAAGAGCAACAAGAUCCCACUAUUUUCCUAAAUGCCACACCAAGCAGCAAAGGUGCCACUGACCAUGUCACCCUCACUAGUAAAGGGAGGACACUGCCACUUUCAUUAACUGAUAUGAACCCACCUGACAUCCAGAAGGUCGUGGUUGAGCAUAUAGUACGGAGUCAAGAUGUUGUUCCACCCAUGCAAUCCCAAGUGAGGCUUCGCUCUUUCUCCGGGAAAACUUCCCGACCUAAUAAUGAAACCGAUUAUGACACAUGGCGCGCACACAUUGAACUACUCCAAAGUGAUCCUAGUAUGCCUCCCUUGCAAAUAUCCAGAAAGAUUCUUGAGAGCCUGCUUCCUCCAGCAGCGGAUAUAGUAAGGGGUUUACGGCCUGAGUCAUCACCCGCAGCCUACCUGCAGCUCCUAGACUCCGCCUUUGGCACAGUGGAAGAUGGGGAGGAACUUUUUGCCCGAUUCUUGAACACUCUCCAAGAUCCAGGUGAGAAACCAUCCACUUACCUCCAUCGACUUCAGGCUGCAUUAAGCCGCGUUGCAAAGAGGGGUGGAAUUGCCUGUACAGAGGUUGACAAACAUCUCCUAAAACAAUUCUGCAGGGGUUGUUGGGAUGACGCUCUGCUGAGUGCCUUGCAGCUUGAACAAAAGAAAACCGAUCCCCCCCAGUUUUCAGAUCUCCUACUACUGAUUCGCUCUGAAGAAGAUCGACAACAAGCAAAAAGUAGUCGUAUGAAAAGACACAUGGGUACCACAAAACACAGAGCCCAGUUGCAGCUCCAAGGUGCCUAUGCUUGUGAACCAGAAAAGAAACAUGAGGGUAGUAACAAUGCCAUUGAGGAAUUGAGGAAACAGGUGGCCAGUUUACAAAGUCAGUUAACUACAUUCAUGACACAGAAGAAAGACAAAAAUAAGGGAUCUCCAUGGAAACCUCAGGGCAGAAUGUCAAGACCAGAGGAAGGGGAUGCAGACGCACAAAGGCAGACUAAAAAGAAACAGAUAUACAAACCCAAACCCUGGUACUGCUUCAACUGCGGCGAAGAUGGGCAUAUUGCCUCACGUUGCACUGACCCUCCCAACCCUAUCCUAGUAGGAGAAAAGAAGAAGCAGUUGAAAGAAAGACAGCUCAAGUGGGAGUCACAAAAUGGUGCUGCCUCACCUUUAAACGGUUAACAGUUCCUGUUGUGGGACAAACAGGGACUGAGGGGAGUCAACAAUGUCCCUCAGACAUGCCAAGUGAAUCCAAACUCUCUGUCAAGAGCUGUGGGGCGACUACAUCCGCGGAAGAGCUUAAUGCUCAACCACGCUCUGGCCUACGACAUUCAAAGCAGAACCAACCCUCCCAAAUGCCCAAACGGUUGGUUGGUACCAAGAGUACAGCUCAAGUGAUUGUGAAAGGGGAAGAGGUUAGCUGUCUUCUUGACUCAGGAUCGCAAGUUACAACUGUACCUGAGUCAUUUUACAAGCAAUACCUCUCCGACCAGGAGAUUAAGCCCCUGCACGACCUCUUAGAAGUGGAAGGUGCAAAUGGCCAGUUGGUGCCAUAUUUUGGUUAUGUUGAGCUUACCAUAACUUUUCCAAAAGAUUUCUUAGGGGAUUCGAUAGAUGUGACCACACUCGCUUUAGUUGUGCCUGAUACCUCAC